Messenger RNA from Penicillium olsonii, 864 nucleotides. The record is from the annotation of a GenBank genome assembly. Lineage: Eukaryota; Fungi; Ascomycota; Eurotiomycetes; Eurotiales; Aspergillaceae.
AUGGCUCCUCCUCCUCCUGCAAGCUUGCCUCUGGCCGAGCGACUCAAGGCUCUGGCGCAGACCCUGCAAUUCGCUUGGUUUGUUGGACAUGUGACCCUGCUGCUCUCGGUCUUCCGUUACAGCUUGUCUUGCCUUUUCUUCAACUACUACUCUUCCUCGGCCCAAUUCGCCUACCGCUUGACCUUUGUCUCUGCGGCUGUCACCUACGGAAUCGUCGUCUACAAGGGCCACUUCGCCCGGGGUGUCCAGGGCAGCCCUCUGUCCAUCGUCGUGAAGCUCGUUUCUGACGAGAAUGUGCAAUACCUUGGAAUGGCCCUUGUCUGGCUGUACUCUCGCCAGCUCAUCCUGGCUCUUCUGCCCUUCAGCGUCUACUCGGUCUUCCAUGUCGCAACCUACAGCCGCAUGUACCUGAUCCCCACUUUGCAGCCGACCGCGUCCACUGCCACUCCGGCCUCUCCCACCUCCCCCUCUUCCAAGCCCGCUGCUAAGCAGUCUCCCCUCGCCGAGACCAUCGGACGCUUCAUCAAGCAGUACUACGAUGCCAGUAUGGGAGUUGUCGCCACUCUGGAGAUCGCGCUCCUGUUCCGCCUCGUCCUGUCCGCCAUUACCUUCUCCAAGGGAAGCUGGGUGCUUCUGAUUGUCUACCUGUCCUUCUUCCGCGCCCGCUACGCCCAGAGCUCCUUUGUUCAGCAGGCUGUUCGUCAGCUCACCGCUCGUGCCGAUGCCUCUCUCUCCCACCAGGGCACCCCCCCUCAGGUUCGUCAGGGCUGGGAAACCUUCAAGGGUGUUGUGCGCCAGGGCUAUGAGGCCACUGACAUUGGUCGCUACGUUUCUGGCUCUACUGCUGCCAAGAAGCCUCAGUAA